GCUCACCAACCCGCCCAACCGUCACCACCAACGAACAAUCCCCCCUCAACCAUUGGCCCCAUCUAUCUGUGUACAUCGUCCAAGAGACAAUGUUGAAUAUCCACAUCUGCACUGGCUCGGUCUUCUCAUGGUUAUGAGCUUGUCUUUUGCUUCGUCCCCAAACACUACAGGUGAGAUGAUUUUUUGAUUUUUCUGACUUCCACCCUGCCCCUGCCCAAGUUGCGAGCCUCGGGCCAUCAUGCGGGUGUAACGGUGCACCACCACCACUGCUGCUGCUGCCGCCGCCGCCGCCGUCGCCGCCACCAUCAUCACUACCACUACUAUCACUACCCGCACUACCACCACUAUCCGUACUACCACUACCAUCAAAGUCGCCAAACACUGGCCUCUCAAUCCAUGCACCCGAAGCUGACUGACGCUUCUCCAGGCGUCGCAUCCUACCGAUUGACGCGCACUCCAGCGCGCUACCCCGAAUCACCCCUCCUCCGCUUUCUUCUUCCGCCGAGCUUCCCGAUCUCCAGACAUGCCCGACAAGAACAUCACGACCAUCUCCUAUGCCGCCGGCGCAUCCCUAGCCGCCAUCGCCCUCGUCUACGUCUUCGCCCCGACCUUCACCAUCGAUGAGUCCAGCACCUCGUCCUCUAGGAGAAAGGGCGUCGUCGGCCUGCGCAAUGCCGCCAACGAUUGCUUCAUCAACUCUACCCUGCAGGCCCUCGCCGGCCUCGGCGAGCUGCGCGUCUACCUGAUCCGCGAGACACACCGCCGCAACAUUGACGACGAUGCCGUCUACGCCCAAUUGGUCCAGCCCCCCGGCAAGAAUUACCCGGAUUGGAAGAUCGAGGGCAUGCAGCGCGGCCUCGUCACCCAGGGUCUCAAGGACAUGCUUGACUCGCUCAACGAGCGGCCCAUUUACAAAAAAUCCAUCUCCGCCGUCGACUUCGUGCGCGUGCUCGAAACCGCCUUCCGCCAGCGCAUUAGUAGGCAGCAGCAGGACGCCCAAGAGUUCCUCCAGAUCGUCGCCGAGAGGCUCAAGGAGGAGUACCACGCCGGCGAAAGGGCCCGCGCCCACGCCCGAUCCGCCGCCUCGCAUGCCUCGUCGAACGGUGUCGGUACCGGUGCCGCCGCUGCCGUCAACGGCGAAGCCGUGCAGCAGAAGCUGGAGGAUCUUGACCGGUCCGACGGUGGGAAUUCGUCCUCGGCGCUACCGACGCCCACGUUGCCGCAGAUCCAGACCAACGGUGUCUACCCGCCCGCCACGGAGGACGAGGGCUUCCCCAUGGAGGGAAAAUACGAGUCACAGUCUGAGUGCCAGACGUGCGGCCACAAGACGACGCCGAGGGAGGAGUCCUUCUACAUGCUGACGCUGAACGUGCCUCAGGUCAGCUCGACGACGCUGAGCUCGUGCUUCGAUGAGAUCUUUAAGACGGAGAUGAUUGACGACUUCAAGUGCGAGAGGUGCCGCCUGAUCCACGCCGAAGAGUCUCUCAAGAAGAGCCUGGCAAGCGCCCGCAGCGAGGGCGAGAAGACGACGCUUGAGGACGCCCUGCGCAGGUUGCGCCACGCAAUUGACUUUGACCCGGAACACAUUCCCGACGAUGUACCCCUCCCGGACAUCAGCGACGCGCCCAAGCGUCGCAUCGCACGGUCGACGCGCCUCACGUCCUUCCCGCGUAUCCUGGCCGUUCACCUCUCGCGCUCCAUCUACGACCAGACGACUUCCACCAAGAACUCGGCAAAGGUUGCCUUCCCCGAACGUCUGCCCCUCGGCGGCCUCCGUGACCGCCGCAACUACAAGCUCCUCGGCCUCGUCACCCACAAAGGCAGCCACCACAGCGGCCACUACGAGUCCUUCAGGCGCCAGAACACGUACGCCCCUUACCCGAAUCAGAAUACCUUUCAGCCUUCAGGCAUCUACAGCAAGACGGCCAGCCCGGCCGCGACACCCCAGCCCUCGACGCCCCAACUCGACGCCAUCGCCCGUGGUGUCAGCCCUGCUGUCUCGACCCCGGACCUCCUGACUCCGACCUCCGAGACAAACUCGUCCGUCGCCCCGUCCGUCUCCUCUUCCGACGCGUCGCCAAGAGACCGCGCGAGGAAGCUUAUCAGCCCGACAUCGGCUCCACGCGAAAAGCAGCAGCAGCAGCAGCAUCGUGGAGACGCCGACUCGUCCAGUGUGCGUUCGGUCCGCUCCCUCACGGCCUCGGCACGGAGCACCGUCUCCAAGAUCUCGCAGCGCGUCAACGGUAACAGCAACGGCAACAGCACGCCCGGCGGCAGUCCCCCUCUCUCGACGCCCAUGGCCGUCGUGCCCCGGCCCCCUGCGCACCGGUCGUCGCGAAAGAAGCAGCCCGCCGACCGCUGGUGGCGCAUCAGUGACGAGAAGGUUCGCGAAGCCAAGACGAGCGAGGUUCUCGACCUGCGCCGCGAGGUGUACCUGCUCUUCUACGAGCUCGAGAGAGACGGCGGCGGCGGCGGCGGUGGCCCGUAGAGCGAGGCCGGCGGCGGCGCUCCGCCCUCUUCGUCGUCCGCCACCCCGCCUGCGACGUUGCCGCCCGCGUUGGAGCCGUUUCGGUGCUACACGCCGGCCGUCUCUGUGAAGAUGAACCUGUGGCGAUGACCAUGACCCCCUAGGAAGGGGAGCAAUCGCCGUCCCUCGGAAGAUAUGAAAAAGGAUCCCAUUCCACUACAACAUUCCAAGAAAAGUCGCCUUUUUUUUUUGUUUUUUUCUGAACAUAACCAUCAACUCGUCUUGCACGUAUGGCUGCGUCGAGGGAACCACAAAAAACUGCAUCGGCUGGCGUACGAAUCCUUUUGCUGGGGGUUUUUUUUCCUCCUGGUUUUUUCUUCUUGUCUUCUUGUCUUCAUUCCUCUUCUUCUUUCAUGUCUAUUUUAGCAUCCGCAUGUCGAGGGAAUCCAUUUCCCCUCGUCGGUACUUUCUUGUCCGCCAGCAUAUUUCUCUCUU
Colletotrichum destructivum is the source of this 2962-nucleotide messenger RNA. RefSeq names its product Putative ubiquitin specific protease, papain-like cysteine peptidase superfamily. Gene Ontology annotation, molecular function: cysteine-type deubiquitinase activity. Gene Ontology annotation, cellular component: nucleus; cytosol. The record is from RefSeq and is a predicted model, not a curated record. The coding region runs from base 524 to 2488 and encodes 654 amino acids. Lineage: Eukaryota; Fungi; Ascomycota; Sordariomycetes; Glomerellales; Glomerellaceae. Gene Ontology annotation, biological process: protein deubiquitination. The transcript has a single exon.